UAAAAAUGUCUUUCUUCUCAUCAUGGAUCAAAGUUAUUUUCAUCACUGCCCUGGCAUUUCCUCUUUAUUUUGAAAAUUCUCUUGCAUCUCCAGCUCGCAGAGGCAAAGAGCCAGACUGUACGAUAUAUAAGCAGCGAUUACAUGAUUGCAACAACCAAAUGGAACCAAUCUGCGCAUCCAAUGGUUUUACUUACUACAAUAGAUGCGCUUACUGCAGUGUAAUGCUAGACACUAAUAGAGCAUUUACAUUUAAGCACUAUGGUAAAUGCUGAUUCUGCCUGAGCUACACACUCUUAAGGCAUUUACGGCAAUCCUAUUUUGCAGUGGAUUCUACAGUCAAUUCUACAGUCUUUUCAAUCAGGGUUUUAAUCUCCUAGGUGACCAGACAGUGCCUUCUAUGGUA
Myotis davidii is the source of this 403-nucleotide messenger RNA. RefSeq names its product sperm-associated acrosin inhibitor-like. Gene Ontology annotation, molecular function: protein binding. The record is from RefSeq and is a predicted model, not a curated record. The transcript is spliced from 4 exons. The coding region runs from base 6 to 272 and encodes 88 amino acids. NCBI's taxonomy places the organism in Eukaryota, Metazoa, Chordata, Mammalia, Chiroptera, Vespertilionidae.